GGUGCUGAGUGGGGUGAACCGCCACUCCACUGCCAUCGGGCGCAUCUGGCUCUCCGUCAUCUUCAUCUUCCGGAUAAUGGUGCUGGUGGUGGCAGCUGAGAGCGUCUGGGGGGACGAGAAAUCCGCCUUCACCUGCAACACCCAGCAGCCCGGCUGCAACAGCGUCUGCUACGACCACUUCUUCCCCCUCUCCCACAUCCGUCUGUGGGGCCCCGUGGCCUACCAGCAGCACCAGGAGAAGAAGCUGCUGGUGCUGACGGGGCACGCGGACCCCAAGCACAUGGAGGAGGUGAAGAAGCACAAGAUGCGCAUCUCGGGUUCGCUGUGGUGGACGUACGUCUGCAGCGUGGUCUUCAGGCUGCUCUUUGAGGCCGUGUUCAUGUACAUCUUCUACAUGCUCUACCCGGGCUACCAGAUGAUGCGGCUGGUCAAGUGCGAGGCUUACCCCUGCCCCAACACCGUCGACUGCUUCAUCUCCCGACCCACCGAGAAGACCAUCUUCACCGUCUUCAUGCUGGUCACCUCCAGCAUCUGCAUCAUCCUCAACAUGGCGGAGCUGGUCUACCUGGUGGUGCGGGCCUGUGCCCGCCGAGGCCAGCACAACUCCAACCCCCCGUCGGGGAAGGGCUCCUUCUACGGGCACAAGCUCUCCUCCGAGUACAAGCAGAAUGAGAUCAACCAGCUGCUGACGGAGCAGGACGGCUCCAUCAAGGACAUGCUGCGCCGCAACCCGGGGCUGCAGGAGAAGGGCGACCGCUGCUCUGCCUGCUAG
Molecule: messenger RNA, 772 nt
Organism: Eurypyga helias (sunbittern)
Lineage: Eukaryota; Metazoa; Chordata; Aves; Eurypygiformes; Eurypygidae
Gene: GJB1
Product: gap junction protein, beta 1, 32kDa
Exons: 2
Coding region: 77-772 (231 amino acids)
Biological process (GO): cell communication
Cellular component (GO): connexin complex
Source: RefSeq, a predicted model, not a curated record